Copidosoma floridanum is the source of this 5321-nucleotide messenger RNA. Its product is annotated as solute carrier family 2, facilitated glucose transporter member 1. NCBI's taxonomy places the organism in Eukaryota, Metazoa, Arthropoda, Insecta, Hymenoptera, Encyrtidae. Gene Ontology annotation, biological process: monosaccharide transmembrane transport. Gene Ontology annotation, molecular function: hexose transmembrane transporter activity. The record is from RefSeq and is a predicted model, not a curated record. Gene Ontology annotation, cellular component: membrane.
CGCGCUCGUCCUCUCUCUCUCUCUCUUAGCAGCAUUUAAUCGAGUGUACAUAAUAAUUAUAUAUUCUUGUACAUCUCCUUUUGGUGAUUUGUAUAAUGUUGUAACACACGGUUUAGUUUUUAUAGUGUUGUACUGAAAAUUCAGUGUUUCCGAGGGCUUUUACCAGCUAAGUGUAUAGUUAAGAGUACAGUCUGUUUCGGUUUGUUUGUUGAAAGCCAAUAGUGGGAAGUGAAAAGUCGAUGGGACAGGAGAUUCUUCGUGACUUUUAUUGGCAAAUUUGAGCUGCUCGAGAUGCCGUACAUCAAGAGAUCCAUUCGAGGUUUCAACCCCCAUUUGGCGUUUUCUAUCGGAGCUGCAGCAUUAGGUUCCGGCUUCCAGCACGGCUACAAUACCGGAGUAGUCAACCCACCACAAAAGAUUAUCAUGGAAUGGAUUUCGGAGACAAAAAUAAAUGGAAGCACCGAAGAACUAGACCCGGAAGACCUUAAGAAAAUUGUAGUCGGAAUAUGGUCGAUAACUGUGGCAAUAUUCUGCGUGGGUGGCAUGAUUGGUGGUGCCCUGGUAGGCACAGCUGCAAAUCGUUUCGGUCGCAAGGGCAGCCUCCUACUCAACAAUGUGCUUGUCUUUAUGGCCGUGAUUUGCCAGUCCUUGGCUAAGCCGACGGGUCACUACGAGCUGCUAAUCCUCGGCCGGUUUAUCAUUGGCAUCAACGCGGGCCUCAAUGCAGGCCUGGCGCCCAUGUAUCUAGCCGAAAUAUCGCCAAUGCACCUGCGAGGUGCCGUCGGCACGGUAUACCAACUGGUCAUCACGAUUUCGAUUCUGAUAGCCACGAUACUUGGUAUGCAAAAUGUCAUGGGCACAGCUGACCUUUGGCCCUGGCUUCUGGCUAUGACCAUCGUACCAGCUAUCGUUCAACUCAUCACCCUACCUUUUUGCCCCGAAAGCCCCAAAUACCUCUUGCUCAGCAAAGGCAAAGACAUGGAUGCUCAACGAUCUUUGACGUGGCUUCGAGGCACUAUUGAGGUCCAUGAUGAGAUGGAGGAGAUGCGCGCCGAGUACGAGUCUGUCAAACUGGUACCCCAGGUCACGCUAACUGAGCUCGUCAUGAACUCCUCGCUUCGAAUCCCGCUUUUCAUCUCCGUAAUGAUUAUGUUGGCCCAACAAUUGUCUGGUAUCAACGCCAUUAUGUUCUAUUCUACACAAAUCUUCGAAAUGGCUGCGCUUAAUGAGAAACAAGCUCAGUAUGCGACCAUCGGCAUCAACGUUGUCAACGUUCUGAUGACCUUCGUCUCUAUGAUUCUCGUUGAGAAGGCUGGUCGCAAAACAUUGCUGUUGUUCGGCUUCUUUGGCAUGUUCAUCGACACCGCUUUACUCGGGAUCUGCCUUCCAUUUAAGGGAAGCAAUGUGGCUUCGGCAAUGUCAAUCCUGCUGCUCUAUUUGUUCAUCGUACUAUUUGCCUCUGGCGCGGGCAGCAUUCCCUGGUUCUUGGUGUCCGAACUGUUCAACCAAUCGGCACGUCCCACCGCUACAUCAGUGGCCAUCGCUAUCAAUUGGGCCGCCAACUUCAUCGUCAGCGUCACGUUCCCAACACUGCAGGAAUUAAUCGAGUCUAACGUGUUCUUCGGGUUCUCCGUAAUCCUGUUGCUGUUCUCUGCGUUCAUCUGGUUCAAAGUUCCAGAAACAAGGAACAAGUCCAUCGAAGAGAUAAGUAGCAUGUUCCGCCAGCAGUCGUACCAAUGAGGGGAGCAAGCGCUAAACGGGGAAUCAAUCGUUUCCCACACUUCUAAAACAACAGGUCUCAAAUUACGUGCCUGGUGCUCGGGAAGUGAACAUUCGCGAGUCCGCUGCGCGGACGGUAAUAUUGACUUCCCGGACACUAGGACACGUAAAAUCGUAUACGCGCCGCGUUCGGAGGUUAAGAAAUGCCCUAGAUUCCACGUUAACCGCCCUUGGCUUCGCCUCGGGCGUUUAUUUACGUGAAAUCUACGACAUUCUUAACCUCAAUCACUAGGUGCGUAAUGUAAUAUUUUGCCCACACAUGACACGAGUUAUCCAAAAGAAAGUAAUUUUCAUCUAUGUACAAGCAUACGAAACGUAAAGAACUAUUUUUUUUGCUGAGAUGAAUGGCGUUCCAGAUAAAGAAAACGAGUCAACGCCGUCAAUUUCGUCUUUCUUUUGGAAAAUUUGUACUCUUGGUUUUUUUAUCAUUCAAUCGUUGUAGCAGCAAUUGACGGAUAACAAUGGCAUAAAAAUGAUUAACAAACAAAACAACGUUACUAAUAAGCUAUUACUUAGUUCCUAUAUUGUUCCCGACACCGUGCGCCCGAGAUAAGCAAGGUUUGAUUAAAGAUAGGAUGGUCAUGAGGGUUAUGUCGACGCGUGAUGAAAAGCAUCCGCGAUGCCCGGGAAACAGAUUCUUUUAUAACUCUGAUACUGUUGAAUGUGUGAAAAAUACAAUUGCAUGUGUAUAAUGUAUAUCGUAUCAGGAUGAAUUCAAUAUGGUCACAAUAUAUAAUAUUAAAGUUUCGCCAAGGCAGACUCACUGGUGGGGCCCUUCUUUGUUAACAGCGGCUUACGGCAAAGCGUUGCUCAAGUGGAUUUUCCAAAUCUCUAGUCACGAGAGAAAACAAUAGACAAAAAUUUUUCAGCAAAAACAAUAUAAAACCCCCACUUGUUGUUCCAUUACGUUAUAAUCUUCCAAUUUUUUUAAACGUCCCGAUUUUUGUAAUUUCUUUUGUUUUCUUCAACGCGACAUCGAAUGAAAGCCGUAGAAACACCUUGUCUUUGCCAAAUGUAUUCGCGAGUCUUGCACCGAGGUUGGUGUUGAAUUUCCGCUCGCGUUAUAGACUCAUCACUUUUACAACUUGAGUGUCAACGUGAGAUCCUCUACUUCUGUACUUGUUCGAAUAUCCGAUAAUUUUAUGUAUAUUUGUAUAUUACACGCGUAUUGUGUAUAAGUUACAUUCAUAAUAAUAAUAAUAAUAAUACACACACAAAAAACGUACUGAAUCGGACAUCGAAGGUCGCGAGUCGCGUACCAUAACCGCUAUUAUAAUAUAAUUAUUUUUGUAUGAGAAAAAAUUCAUUGAAGACUGUGGCUUAAGAGGGUCCGUGCACAUAAUAAAAGAAAAUAAGGGCGAGCUGUGCGGUAAAGCCGUUGUGGGCGAAACUUUAGGGGAAAAAAUUCAAAGUGCAUUAGCUUUCGAUAAUCAAAAUUUUUUUCUAAUUUUUAUUUUUAUUUCUUUUUAGUACAACUCUAUAGUUUUACAAGGCUACGUCAAUGUCUUUUAUUUGAUUAUGUUGUACAAUUUUUUUAUUGCUUUGUAAUGCAAAAAGCUGUUUAAAAAAAAAAUCUUUUUCGAACAUGCACCGCUGACACAAGGUUUCUUAUGGGUAUCAUAAACUAUAUUAUUUUUAUUUUUUUUAAUUUUCAAAGGCGACGAGAAUGCUUUGAGUAUAAAUGUAGAUUUUUUUACACGAGAGCGAGCCUUUGAUCACGUCUGAGAGAAAACGAAGUAUAAAAAUAUACGUCUCAGAAUUCAUUAUUUUUUCAGAAUCACCAUAACCACAAAUGUUCGUAUACAUGUAUCAUAAAAUAUAUAUAAUAUAUAUCGUUUUUUUAAACGAUAAAAAGUGGAACAGCAGGAUCGAAUCGAUGUAUUGUUCGAUUGAUUCUAAAAUGACAAAAACAUUCGUCGAAAUAAUUUGUCCCGUGCGAAGUAAGCAUAUAAAAAUGGUGUAUAAAGAUACUGGAUAUUUUGUUACAUAACCUAUAUAAAUCGAGAAAAAAUCACAUCACGUCAUGCAACGGUAAAUAUUCGCCACUCGCAACAUAUCCCAUCAAGUCGACAGUUUAAAGGAAAAAUUAAUCGCAGUAUUCCAGCAACGAUUAUUUUUUACUUGACCAUACUUAUUAUAUACUUUGAUCAACUUGAAAAUAUGAAACGAGUCACGAAUAAAAGGUAGUGUGAUUUUUUUCGUCAGACUGUGUGUGUUGUCCGUGUCAUAAUAAUUGUAAAUAUGAAAAAAAAAAAAAAUCAUUUAGUUUAAUAUUGUAUAGCCAGAUAGAUUAAAUAAUUCUACAUAAAUAUAUAUUUCUAUGUGUAUUGUUUAGUUAUAUACGUUUGAAAGAAGGAAGCAAAGUUAUGUAAAAGUCGAGACCAAGACGUGAGAGUAAAAAAUCGGCACGCCUUCUUUUUCCCUUCGUCUAUAAUGUUAUUUAUAAUUGAGAUGAGCUACGUGAGAGCGCUGUUUUCUAUAUACAAAUGAAAAUACAUAUGAAAAAACCACUAUGCAGGAAAUCAAUUGAACAAUGCAUGAAUAAUAGUUCAAUGUAGAUGCAGAGAUGUAAAAAAAAAAAAAAGUAGGAAGGUAUACAUAAUUUUUUUCCGUAGUCAGGCUUACGAAGAUAAAUAAUACUCAAACUGUUUUUAAGUUUUUAAAACUGCGAAUAAUCAAUAGCAGAAUCUCAGUAGUUCUCAGACGGCGAAUUUUUGCAAAGAGAGCCUUGAACAACUCGAGUACAGAGGAUUUUAAUCUUUUACAGAUUCAGCACUUGGGGUCAUUGUAUUGUUUAACAAUAACCAUCGACCGUGUAUUUUUUUAUUCAAAGAUGAUGAAUAAUUGAAUUUUUUUACGAUUUAUUAAUAAUGUUGUUUUAACAAAUUUUUUAUUCGUUUCAACGAUAAAAGUAAGCUGAUCUGUACUCUCGUUCUUCUUUUAGAUCGAAUACCCGAACGUCGACUUUUUUUUUUUUUAAACACGUAUUUUUAGCAUUUAGUUUGUAGAACAUACUUUUAUAUUACGAAACCAGUACGAGUACUAGUAAGCUGUCUGCGCCAUGUUGUUUCAAACUAUACGAUUGCACUUUAAUCAAAAGUGUGACGCAUAUUUGGUAAAAAAAAAAAAAAAAAAAAAAAUAUCAUUCGCAGCAUCAGUGAAAACAUCAUAGUAGUAGUGGUAGAUAAAACAACGUUUAUGCAAAAUCGAGUAAUUAUAGAAAACUUUCGUCAUAUCCAAUUAAUGUAUACCACGUAUUAAUGUAAAAACUGCACAACGCGCCGUUGAUUUCACGAAUAACUUAACGAAGAUCGAUAUCGUUUGUUGCAUUAUAAAAAGGACACGUGCAUGUUUCGUUAUGUCACCGACGUUAUUCAUAAGUAAGAUAUAUAUUGUAACGUGCGUUAAACGUAUUAUAUUGUAUCACGGCGUCAUUCAUAUAAAAUAUGUUAACAAGAUAUUACGCUGCAAAUUCAAUGUGGUUUUUGAUGCUGAUAUAUUGUUAUUUGAAUAAAUAAGGAAAACAAAAUUAUUCAACAUUA